Molecule: messenger RNA, 1503 nt
Organism: Humulus lupulus (European hop)
Lineage: Eukaryota; Viridiplantae; Streptophyta; Magnoliopsida; Rosales; Cannabaceae
Exons: 3
Coding region: 1-1503 (500 amino acids)
Molecular function (GO): protein dimerization activity
Source: RefSeq, a predicted model, not a curated record
AUGAAGAGGAAUUUUAAAAGUAUACAAAAUUCCUCAACUUCUAUAGGAAAGAAUGAUAAAAUUACAAAAUCAAGUUAUGCGGGUGUCAACAUAAAUCUUGAAGAUCUUGAAAGUGACCCAGGAUUGAGAACACCGAUUAUGGACCAUCCUUUAAAAAUUCGUGAUCAAGUUCGGCGAGCAUAUAUGCAAAAAGGUCCUUGUCAACCUCACCUCAAGCCAUUUCCAUCGACAAAAGUUGGAACUCAAUCAAGAGCAUUCAAUUGUGCUUGGUAUGAGGAAUUUCAAAAUUGGCUUGAAUAUAGUGUAUCCAAAGAUGGUGCAUUUUGUCUGUAUUGUUAUCUGUUUAAAUCAAAUUGCGGAGGACAAUCAGGUGGUGAUUCAUUUGUUGGUCAAGGAUUCAGAAAUUUUAAAAAUGGAAAAGCAAGACUUUAUACUCAUGUGGAGCGUUGUGAUAUUCUUAGAGAAAAGCAAGAUGCUAUUAUUUCCGAAGCACUCAAGUGUGGUGAAAUUUCAAGUGGAAGAGGGCUAAAUCAAGAAACCAAUCUUAAACGUCCCAGUGAUACUCGUUGGGGUUCACAUUAUGCUACAUUGGUAAGCUUGAUUAACUUAUUCUCCCCUAUAACUAAUGUUCUUCAAAUAAUAGUAGACGAUGGCCGAGCAAACUCUGAACAAAGUCUACAUUUAAUGAAAGCAUUUUUGGGAAUAACAAAUGAAUUGUCAAAAGCACUACAAAGAAAAGAUCAAGAUAUUGCAAAUGCCAUGAAAUUAGUGGAAAUUUGCAAGAAAAGAUUACAAGCAAUGAGAGACAAUGAAUGGGAUUCCUUUCUUAAUCAAGUCUCAACCUUUUGUGCUAAAUAUAAUGUGGAUGUUCUUGAUAUGGAUGAUACAUUUGUUGCCCAAGGUCGAUCACGGCGCAAAACUCAAGAAAUGACAAAUUUACAUCACUAUCGUGUGGAAUUCUUUUUUGUUGUUAUUGAUAUCCAACUUCAAGAGCUAAAUGAACGUUUCAAUGAGGUAAACACCGAACUACUUCUUUGUUUAGCUUCUCUGUGCCCUGGUGAUUCAUUUGUAGCUUUUGACAAAAAAAAGUUGGCCCGGUUUGCUGAGUAUUAUCCCAAAGACUUUUCUACUUUUGAGCUUAUGAUACUCGAUGAUCAACUUGAAACUUACAUUAUUGAUGUACGUACUACUGAGAAGUUCUUGGGUUUGAAAAGUAUUGGAGAUCUUACUCAAAAAAUGGUCAAGACAAAGAAAGAUAUUGUCUAUCCACUGGUGUAUCGACUUAUUACAUUGGCAUUGAUUCUACCUGUUGUUACUGCUACGGUGGAAAGAGUAUUUUCUUCUAUGAAUAUUUUGAAAAAUAGAUUGCGUAAUCGAAUGGGAGAUCAAUGGAUGAAUGAUUGUUUACUUGUGUACAUUGAAAAAGACAUUUUCAAUAGCCUUGACAAUGAAGUUAUCAUGCAACGAUUUCAAAACAUGAAAACCCGUCGAGGCAGAUUGUAA